Messenger RNA from Ceraceosorus guamensis, 1903 nucleotides. RefSeq lists its product as hypothetical. The coding region runs from base 131 to 1603 and encodes 490 amino acids. The transcript has 6 exons. Lineage: Eukaryota; Fungi; Basidiomycota; Exobasidiomycetes; Ceraceosorales; Ceraceosoraceae. The record is from RefSeq and is a predicted model, not a curated record.
ACCCCCCCCGAACACCUCCUCUCUUUCACACACUUUGACCAUUCUCUCGUCAAGUGAAACGCCGGUCGCUCUCCUUGACUCCUUCUUCAUUUACAAUUUCGCAGCAUUUUGCUGAGGCGGUCAAGCAGCUAUGACAGCUCGCAACGAAGCGCUAGGCGGCUCUGACAGCACUUCGCCAAUCAGCAAGCAACGGCGCUGGUUCAGAAGAAUGGUCUUGACAGGGCUCUAUGCUUCUUUGCUUCCGCUUAUCUUGUUCAUUCUGCGCAAGCAUGACUUAUCGAGCAUCCAAAAGGAGAUUGCUCGAAAGGUAAUCUGGGACCCUGCUCCCAGCACAGGCACGAUGAUGGAAAAGCGAGCGUACGACAUUCAUGGCAACUGGCUUCCUGUGGAGAUCAACUGGAACGACAGAGUGUCCCAGAGCACUCAUCAGAAUGCCAUUACCUCUGCAGUCAAUUCCUGGGCGCGAAACAACGAGCCCACCAUGAAGGCAUUUACGCUUCUUCAUGGAUUUCGCCCUGGCAAGGGCAAACGCCUGACGACAGAGGCAGAUCCGAGAACGCCAAUGUUCGCAAUGGGCAUCGCUUAUGACCAUCAGGGCUAUCCCCUCAAGACGCCCUUCAAGACCGCGCCUGGUCAUAACCCAAAGGAAUAUGUGGUCUACCCAGAAGCUGGCAGAAGGUGGACAUACGAGCGCAGCAAUCUCAGAGUAGAUUUGACUCCUGCCGGAAGACUACCCGACGGUCACUUUCCCUCUGAAGACCGUGGAAGAGCACACGACAGGCCUACAAAAUUCCCGCUCAGGGGUCAAAGAAGAUCUGAUAAGAAUCCGUUCACGUUGACCCACACGGGCGCCGCUGAAGGGUUCGCUGCCCAGGCGCAGCCAGCGCUCUCAAGCCUGCCUGACCGUUCAUCGACUCGCCUCAGGCCCUUCAGUAAAGACGUUUCGCCUAGCAAGCAGGUUGGGCCAUCUGCACGACCGCAAGUUGCGUCGCAAUUCAAUGACGAGGUCAAUGCAAAUCAAACUCCCAAAAGCAUUCGGCUCUUUGGCGCUGAGGUUUCGCACGGGAGUCACAGUGGGCCAGCCGGCCCGCAAAAGAAGGUCCACGCAGCGGAGAACGAUGACAAGGCCCCAGCGCCGAAGCGCAUUCGGCUCUUCGGGACAGACCUGCACGCUUAUGAAGGCGGUGACGCUCCCGCCCACCAUGCAAACCGCCGCUCUCUCCUUGCUGAUGAGAGCGUAAUGCGAAGAAAUGGAGCUGCGCUUGAGGAGACCGGUAGAGGCAUCAAGACAGCACCCUUGCUGAGGCGCGCCUUACCCAAAGAGCUCGCUUCGGCAAGCGAACAGGCAGUCAUAAGUGAACCCGUCCAGGUGACGUUUCACCAAGCUAUCGAAGGCGACUACCAAAGAAACGCAAUCAGGCACGCCGUUCAGCAUUUCAAAGAGAACCACGCACCAGAGCUGCACAAAAUCAAGAGGUUUUCAGCGGGCUCCCUGGCUGGCAAAGUCGGGCUACAAGGAUGGACAGGUGUUCGCACAAGGCCGAGCGCACAACGCAGAAGGGAAAGCCUUGCCUGGCCACAAUCUCAUACCGGGCGAGGGUAGGCUCGAGUACCCGAUCUACUUGGCUCCCGGGCAACGCUAUACCCAAAAGGCGCGCGGUAGGCAAGGCAGAGAGCUUGUGGGAACAGGCGAAGCUUGGCCAGAGCACCCGCCUGUGCCGCCCCAUGAGCGGCAUCCCGUCCCUGACCCUCGCGGUGGAUGGAACAGAGGCUGGACGCAGCUCAGCAAUCUUCAAUCGGAUGGCACGUUUCGGCGAGGAUGGGAUACUGGAGACGGACGAAUCAAAUGGUUUCAAGGAGGACGCAAGAAGAGGUUGGCUUCGUUGACCCAAUGGGAGGUGAC